AUGGCAUCCCUUCUGGUCGGCGCCAGCCUGCUGAUCCACGACAAAAUCAAGGGUGAUAGAGCAAAGCGGCGAGAGAAGAAGCGCAAAGGCUAUGAGGUUCGCUACAGCGAGCUUGAGAAGGAACAUAAAUCUCACGAAGCAGAUGUACUACACCGCAAAUCCACUGGCGGCAGUAUGGGAAAUCAAGAUACCUCAGCACCCGGUCCAGCGCCAAGAAGCCGCAACAGCCAAGACAGUCUGCGGAGCAACCAAGAUGGACCGGCCAGAUGGGUCGAGGAAGCGCUGAAGGAGAACCAGUCGAAACAUUCAUGA
Cyphellophora europaea CBS 101466 is the source of this 312-nucleotide messenger RNA. RefSeq lists its product as uncharacterized. NCBI's taxonomy places the organism in Eukaryota, Fungi, Ascomycota, Eurotiomycetes, Chaetothyriales, Cyphellophoraceae. The coding region runs from base 1 to 312 and encodes 103 amino acids. The transcript has a single exon. The record is from RefSeq and is a predicted model, not a curated record.